GCCGUGUCUGAAGGCCGCUCACCGCCGCCGGCCGCCGUCUGUGGUUUAGUGCCUCUCGCGGUGUCUGGUCGGUGUGAAUUGUACCGCCUUCUCAGUCGGGUCAGAUCACUGCCUGCUCCCCCAGUGCCCCGGCGACCUCAUCUUGUGAUCACGUACUCCGUGACCUCGGCGUCGACAUAUUCGCGAGCACGGCGGCUGGCUUCCUGACCUCACCAGACACAGGACGGACGUGGCUGCGGCCGCAUUCCCCUCCCAGUGAGUAGCCGACGGUGCUGUGACCGACACGGAGCUAUCGGCACUGCGUGGGCGAAUCAGCGUCGACAGGGACCGGUCGUCGGUGGGCAGGACCCGGUCAGAACAGGACCAGUCAGUGGACUGAGAACAGCCAGCAGUGAACGGGACUGGUCAGCGGUGAGGAAUAUUGGUGAGCAGUGAGCGCUGAGCACGACUGAACAGUGAACAGCUGUUAGAAAACAAGACCCGGAUAUCAGUGAACCCUGAGGAGUGAGGAGCACUGAUCAGUGAUCAGUGAGCACAACCAGUCAGUGCUAGACCGGUCAAGACUCCGUGCGCGUGCAGCUCCGAGCGCCGUGCUGUCGUGUGCCGGACAGGAUCGAGGCAGCGGCUGUCGGCUCAGUCAGAUUCCUGUCUGCCCGGGACUGGCCUGACCGGUGUCCAUUCCGCAGUGCGCUCCACCUCCGCUACCGAGCGCAGCCUGAGACUCCCAUUGGGCCCGGUGCCAGGGUAGAGUGCGUGAGGCUGGGAGAGAGGGUGUGUGACGCGCCUCCCCUACCAACGGAGCGGCGAUGGCUGAGGUGAAGCCGACACCGGCGACUGACUGUCACAAGAUGCGGCUAUGGAAACACCUGUACCUGCUGCCCCUGUCGGUGUUCCUUGGCUUCAUCGUAACGUUUUUCACCACAUACACCAUUGCCGUCCAACUGGACCACGUGAAGCCGGACUUCCCUUACAUCAGCGACGGAGGCGCCUGUCCGCCAGAGUCCUGUAUAUUCGGACAGAUGCUCAACAUGACGGCAGUGCUGCUGGGCCUCACUGUGUACGUGCGGUACAGCCUGGUGGAGGACUACUACAGCUGUGGUCACAUGCGCGCCCGCUGGGAGCGCUGGCUGAACGUGGCCGGCGCCGUGUGUGGCAUGAGCGGCGCUGUGGGUAUCAGCAUCGUGGGCAACUUCCAGGUGACCAACGCGCUGGGCAUGCACCUGCUGGGCGCCAUGCUGGCCUUCUUCCUCGGCGUGUUCUACUGCUGGAUCCAGGUGCCGAUCACGUACCGUACGCGGCCGGACAUGACGCGUCCGUGGCUGACCUGGGUGCGCCUGCUCAUAGCCGUGCUAUGCUCGGUGCUCUUUAUCAGCGGCUGGGUGUGCGCCGCAGCCACGCCGGCCGAGUUCAGCCACCGACUCACCAACUCAAUCAAGGCGUGCAACGCGUCAGAGAUACCGGACAGCGAGUGGGGCAUGCCGAGCCACGGCUGGGAGUACCACGUGUGCAGCACGGCCUCCGAGUGGGCCGUCGGACUGCUCUUCUCCGUCUUCCUGCUCACGUUUGUCUACGAGUUUCGGCUGGUCACCGUCGAAAAACCCAAGGUGCACUGUGGUGUCGUCAAACCGUAUGACGAGGCUGCAGAGGCGAUGAGGGCCUAGCACAAGGGGCAGCUGCUGCGGGUGGCCAGCGUGCUGCAUCAGCGCCGCUGGGUCGGCAUCGAAUGUCUGGAGCCGCCGCCGCCUCUCCUGGCCCGCCGGAGCCGGCGAGUGCCACCCACCGUGGCGCCCGUGUCGACGGGAGCACACAGACACGCGUACUCGACCGUCAAUCAGGCCGAGGGAGGUGUCUCGUGAUAGGAAGUUGGGCGUGACGAACAGGUCUGUUGUGCCGUGGGCCGGGCAGAGGGAGGCGUGUACCUGGUGGGAGGUGGCCUCUGUCAUCUGCCUGGUGGAGAGUACCGUCGUCUCUUCAUGGGAGGUCCCGCGCUCGUUGACACGUCUGCACUACUGCUGCAGUGGGCAAGACAGGAAGCAUCUAACUGAUGAUUGGUGGUCAUGCACACGUCACCUCUACCGUUUGCAAGGCAGAAGAAGUCGUAUCCGAAAGGGAAGUACGGCGCUAACGAGCACACCCAUGCCUUACCUUUAGUCCGGCAAAGGUUUCGUUGGUUGACGAAUGUCGGCUCUGCCCUGUUGGGCGCGUCGUGAGAGCAAUUUGUCCAGUCGAGGAGGAAGUGGUUAAUCCGACCUCUCGCAAACCAGAGCCACAUAGAUUGUGCACUCUGGUGAUCGAAGAUGAACGCUCGAUCUGACAGCGUGUGCUUGAAAACGGUAGAUCAGCUGCCCACUGGAGGUAGUUCGUAGAUGGGUACGAAUCACGAUCGCCUUAGAACAAAAUACCUGCACUCUCAUUAGUUCGCUGUGUCUGAUCCAGACGCCGUUCUAGUUUUGUUAGUAUCUCCUCUUGUUGAAAUUAACACGUGUAUAUUUGUUUUAUCUAACGAUAAUACUCUUCAGUUUUGCACGAUUUGAUUAUACAAUAGCCACUAUUUGCAUCCGUGCUUUUCUAGUGUUACAAGACCAAUGCAAGUGUACUUGUUAUGUUAUUUGAUCAGCUAUAGAGUAGCUUUCUACUAGUGACUAUGCACGUUCAACGUGUUAGCUGUUGUGUGUACAUGUGUGCAUAUUUUCGGACUGUGGUAUAAGUGUUUCAUACUUAGGUGUCCCGUACCACUAAAAGUGGUUAGUUUAGCGAAACUAUCAAGUGCCUUGCGUUAUAUCUUCCGAUUGCCUUAGGGACUGUGUCCCCUGGCCUCGCCGUCCUGUCGUAGCACUGCCCAACUGAGACGAGCCCAUGUCGCCUGCCGACGUGAUUUGAAAUUAGCUCCCGUUAGAGAUUGGAGAUUGCAUACGAUGAGAUUGGCUAUCGGCUUUUUAUGGCCGAUAGCUCAGUUAAAUUCAGCUCAGUUGGUGGCUAAAUUGAGCGGAAUGUUUCAGUGUUUUUGAGACAAUUGAUAUCGGCAAGAUGUCAAAACACCAGGCAAAUGUGCAUCUUUCAGCGAUCAUAAUGCUGAGAAAACCGAAUCGUGCUUGUUAUCAAGCAGGCAAAUCGAUGUUUUAUGACAUCAUACAUGCACAUUGCACAUAAGAGUUCGUCACUUCAUCACUUAUUUUUCAUUAGCCUCAGCUUCAUAAAACGGCUAUCUUUUCUACGACAUCGAAAUAUUCCGUUUUCCAGUUCAAUAACAAAUGAACAACUGUUUCGUAGUAAGUAAAUGCCAGUAUUUAAAUCUGAAAAAAAUAACAUUGUUGAACCUUUUUUCUAAUGGGUUGGUUUUACGAGCUCCAGCGCCUUCGUGUUGCACGACUGUCGGUUUCUACCGCAACUGUUGCUUUGAAGGCGUCUGCCUACCUCAUUGACUACAGGAUUGCUGUCGCAUUGAGUACCUUCGCUUUAUUGAGAGCGAUUCAACGUCUGUUCUAAAUUAAUGUUAACCCAAUUAAAAUGUCUUCCAUGACCCAGAGUUACAAAGUAAUUCAUCGUACGUUGUAGAUACUUUCUGGUGAUAUUAGUCUGGAUAGUCGGUCGAUUUGAAAGUAUGGUACUUCGUGAAUGCUAUUUUUAAGAUAAAUGCCUUUAUUUCUGGGGAAGAAGGGUGUAGUUUUUACUAUCGUACCUGCUUGAGGGGGCUGACCGAUGAGAUUCACGGAAGCAGGCAGUUGUUUCCGCUUGUCUUUGCAGCAAACGCUCUCUGUACUGGUACCUUACUGUACCAAAACAGCGCUAAACCAUCUCUGAAAUGUCUCGAGAUUGUGCGAGUGUCCAGCUCCGCCAGUGUUUGUACCGGUUGCUUUGAGUAACACCUGUUCUUCCUUACCUGUUCUGUGGUCGAUCGAACGAUAGUGGCUUGUAGAGACCGCCUGAAGUGAGGUCUAUAGACUGCAGAAUCUCGCCGAUCGAGUGAGGGGUCCCACAGGGGUCACCCCCGGUAUGUGCCAUCCUAUUGGUGUUACAUGAGGAGAAUUGGGUUGUCUGGUGCUCGCUUUGCUUACGAACAAUUCGCUACGAUAAUGUCUGGCGAUAGAUAAGUGAUUGCUUUGUUUCAAUGAAAGCUGUAAAAUCAAAGGUGAUUCUAUUCAGCCAGGUUGUGCUUAAAUCGUGUUUAAGUCGUGCCUAAAGACAAGUGCAUGAUCAUGUUCUUAUACUUUACUUACAUACGCUGUGUUGUUUUGUACUUCUUCGUGUAUGAUGUAUUACAGAAUAUUUAACAAACCAACCUUACCAACCAAGUUAUGUUUCAUCGUUAAAACCGACCUUAUCGCAGAUAAUGUCAACCCAGCUUCAUGUGCUGUUAACCACAGAAACGACUAUCUUGAUUUCACUUGAGUUAUUUCAACCUUAUGAGGCUUUUGUAUUACAUACCUGCAAAUGCCUGUGACCGUUAAGUCCGAACAGCGGAGAUCGGAGCCUUGCCUUUCGGUGUUGAAACACAUUGACCGUCUUUGCGCUCGGUAUCCGCUGGCCGUCUCCGCUGUACGCGGCGCCCCAUCUGCCUCUGUCUGGUGCCUUGUGGUGGUCGCUCGCGCUGUGCCUUGUCCGCACCGGCAUCCAGCGUGUGUGCUCGAAGAUGCAGAGCACAGACGCGUCGCAGUGAGGCUCGCGCAGUGGGCGGAGCACCCGGCUGCGCUGUCUACUAUGACGAGCAAGGCUUUAGCCGUUUUCUUACAUGGUUGAAUACACUUGUUACCUGUUUCA
This is a messenger RNA of Amphibalanus amphitrite, 4758 nucleotides long. Its product is annotated as DNA damage-regulated autophagy modulator protein 2-like. Lineage: Eukaryota; Metazoa; Arthropoda; Thecostraca; Balanomorpha; Balanidae. Bases 807 to 1661 code for a protein of 284 amino acids. The record is from RefSeq and is a predicted model, not a curated record. The transcript has 8 exons.